Molecule: messenger RNA, 1062 nt
Organism: Bipolaris maydis ATCC 48331
Lineage: Eukaryota; Fungi; Ascomycota; Dothideomycetes; Pleosporales; Pleosporaceae
Product: chaperonin 10-like protein
Molecular function (GO): zinc ion binding; oxidoreductase activity
Source: RefSeq, a predicted model, not a curated record
AUGGCGACUACCACGAUUCCCAAGAAGAUGCUAGCAUGGCAGAAACACUCUGGAAGUUCUGUACCACAUCGGGUUGAAGUCGAUGUCCCUCAAGCGCCUGAGGAUGGCUUGCUGGUGAGAAUUCAUGCAGCCGGAGUAUGCCAUAGUGAUAUCGCUUUGUUAGAGGUGGAUCCACAGCCACACAAUCAUUUGGAAAAGUAUACACUGGGCCAUGAAGGUUGUGGUGAAGUUGUCUCUGUUGGUUCUGCCUCUAGGAAAUUUGCACUAGGUGACAUAGUCGCCAUCUUGUCAAUCCCAGGAUGUGGAAAGGGCACUUGCCCGGAAUGUACCAGGGGUCUUGAAGCACUUUGCCAGACUGGCGAACGCUACGGGAUUGGACACGAUGGCUCAUUCGCCCCGUAUGUUGCCGUUCGAGAAAGAGCCGCAGUCAAACUACCUGCUGGGCUGAGUCCCGUACUCGGGGCAGUUGUACCUGACGCUGUCUUGACUGCAUAUGGCGCCACUGUUGAAAGAGCAAAUAUUGAGCAAUCAGAUACUGUGUUGCUAUUCGGACUUGGUGGCCUAGGCUUCAAUGCGCUACAGAUUAUACUCGGUAUUGGGGCGAGGGUCAUUGUAGCAGAUAAACGACAGGAAGUAAUCGAUGAGGCUGUUAAGUUUGGCGUCAAGACCGAAGAUGUGGUUCCGCCCGGAACCAAUGCCGCUGAAUUCGUCACAAAGAACAGGCUAGUCAUCGACAAGACCGUGGACUUUGUUGGUGUAUCAGAUACAUUUAAAGCGGCUAUUGACUCUGUGAGGAUAGGGGGAACUGUGGUCGUGGUUGGUCUUAUAAACCCCAAUCUGUCAUUCGAUUCGCGUCCCGCAAUAAUAAAAGCAAUCAACGUUCUUUUUACCUUUGGAGGAUCGUACGCAAGUCUCGAGGCUGCUCUGGAACUCGUCGCAAAGGAGAUUGUUAAACCACAAGUUGUGACUAGAGGCAUGGAUGAACUUCCUCAGGCACUAGAAGAUCUACAUCACGGAAAGGUAAAAAGCAGGGUGGUUCUCGUACCUGAAACAGUUAAUUAG